This is a messenger RNA of Entelurus aequoreus (snake pipefish), 5929 nucleotides long. RefSeq names its product obscurin-like protein 1. Bases 1 to 3612 code for a protein of 1203 amino acids. Lineage: Eukaryota; Metazoa; Chordata; Actinopteri; Syngnathiformes; Syngnathidae. The transcript is spliced from 17 exons. The record is from RefSeq and is a predicted model, not a curated record.
AUGGCGUCAACAGAAUCCAACCUUCUAUUCGAGUGUACGGGCAACAAGCAACUCCUGGUGGCUUUCUCACUUGCAGGUCCUACAGUGGAGUUCAGUCAAGCUCCUGAAGAGGAGCUCCUUAAGAGCAGUAUGGAGCUAGACCCGGUGGUGCUCCUCUGCCACGUCUCCAGAGACGAUGCUGAAGUUGUGUGGUUUAAGGAUGGUCGUGAAAUUGAAGCCAGUGACAACAUCACUCUGCAGGCAGAGGGAACACUGAGGAGGCUGAUCAUCCGCUCAGCCGAAACCUCAGAUGCAGGCAGCUACACCUGCCAAGCAGGAAAGAACAACAUGGACUUCACUGUCCAUGUUAAAGAGCCCCCAGUGAUGAUCGUAAAUCCUAAAGACGAUGUCGUGAUGGAGCGUUACAUUUCUGAGGACAUUGAACUGCAGUGCGAGUUGUCUCGUUCUGGCGGAAAGGUGCAGUGGUUCAAAAAUGGCGAGGAGGUGGAGGAGGGCAGUAAUAUCCAUUUGUUAAAAGAAGGUCCCUAUAGGAUGUUGACCAUUCUCAACAGCACAGUGGAGGAUGGGGGGGAGUACAUCUGCGAGACAAAUGGGGACUCGGUAUUUUUCCAACUAACUGUCACAGAACCCCCUGUACAGAUCAUUUCCCCCACUGAGUCGGUGCUUGAACUUACUCAAUCGGCUUCCACAAAGCUACAGCUCAGAUGUGAGAUCUCAAGUCCAGAAGCUCAUGUCACAUGGUACAAAGAUGGCCUGGAAGUAGAGGAGGGUCAAAACCUCAUUCUAGAGGUAGAUGGUGCAAAACGUCAGCUGGUUAUCCCUUUGGCCUCUGUAAAGGACGCAGGAGAGUAUUUGUGUGACACUGAAGAUGACUCCGUUACCUUCAUGGUGACUAUUAAAGAGCAACCAGUGGCACUUUCAUGUCUUGAAAACACACUUAAGGAACUGGAGAGUUUUGCAGGGAAGCCAAUCGUGUUGGAGGUCCAGGUGUCACGCCCAAAUGCAGGUGUGAAGUGGCUCCUAAAUGGGCAAACAAUAAAAGAGAGCAGCUCUGCAACCAUGACAGAGGAUGGUUUAAUCCGUCGUUUAACAAUCCACUCUCCUUCUGUGGAGGAUUCUGGCACAUACAGCUGUGAUGCUGUAAACGACAGACUUGACUUUCAGGUCCAAAUUUCAGAGCCCCCAGUGAAAAUUUUAAGGAAAUCUGACAUCGACACAAACCUCAAAGUACUGAGUUCUGAUGACAUCGUGUUAGAAUGUGAGCUCUCCAGUACCGAUGCCAAAACCAAAUGGUACAAGGAUGGCAGUCGUAUUGAGGGUGAUGGAAGAUUCUGUGAGGAAGAGGAAGGCGCUUUCCGCUCACUCGUCAUCCUCAAUGCUGAGCUUGGAGACUCAGGAGAAUACUUUAUGGAUGCUGGAGAUGACAACAUUAGCUUUCUGGUUACAGUGCAAGAACCUCCAGUAGCCAUUUUGGGCAGCUCAAAAGAUGCAGACUACCAGGAAAUGACAGCAGGUGAUGACUUGAUCCUGGCUUGUGAGGUGUCCCGUGCAAAUGCUUGUGUUCAGUGGUACUGCAAUGACAGACUGCUGGUCAAUGACUCUCGUACCUAUAUCGAAUGCAAUGGUACUUUAAGGAAAAUCAUCAUCUCUAACGUUCAAUCUUCGGAUUCUGGAAAGUACCUCUGUGAUGCCGUGGAUGAUAAGAUGAUCAGUAUUGUAAGGAUUCAAGUGCCCCGAGUGGUGGAGUUCCUUACUGAGCUCCACAACACAACUGUUCUUGAAGGAGAAGAUGCUACCUUCAAGUGUGUGGUUUCGCCUGAGGAUGUACAGCUGGUCUGGUUCAUGGAUAACGAGGUGAUCAGCCACGGUGACCGUUUUCAGGUGACAAAAAAUGGUUUGUGCCACACCUUACUGAUCAGGAUGUGCCGGAUGCUGGACUGUUCUAAAAUCACAGCUGAAGCUGAAGGAACAACAAGCCAAGCAAACCUCAGAGUCCAAGAGGCUCAGGUUAUGUUUACAAAGAAAAUGGACGCUGUCAUGGCAGAAGAGUUUGAUGAUGCCACCCUGGAGACAGUGAUCAGUCUUGAGAUAGGUGAGGUGCAAUGGAUGAGGCAAGGGGUGGUCAUCCAGCCUGGGCCCCGUUAUACACUCACCCAGGAUGGCUGUAAACGUAGUCUGACCAUUCACAAUUUAAAUCUGUCGGACCGCGGAACCUACCGCUGCGAGACUCUGCACGACAGGACCCUGGUCAAGCUAAAUGUAGAGCCCCGCAAAAUCUCCACCCGUAAAGGCCUGACUGAUCAGGAAACCUUUGAACACGAGACAGCGUCUUUCGAGGUGGAGUUGUCCCACAGUGACGUUGAGGGCAUAUGGCAAAAGGGUGGUAUUAGAGUGAAAUCAAACAACCAGUUAAGAGUGAGCUCCAAUGGGCAAGUUCAUAGCCUCACCCUUUCUAACCUCACUCUGGAGGACACUGGUACCAUUGUCUUCUCUGCCGAAGGGGUGCGGACGACUGCCAGGCUAACAGUCAAAGAGACUCCAGUGACCAUUUUGAGAGCUCUGAUUGAUGUCCGUGUCGAGGAAGAAUGUCCUGCCCUUCUGGAAUGUGAAUUCUCUCGACAUAAUAUUGACGUCAGAUGGUUCAAGAGUGGGACCGAACUAAAGCCAGGUACGAACUGCCGGAUCUACUCCAUGGGGAGGAAGAAGUUCUGUCAUAUUCUACAGUGCUCUGUGGCGGAUGCUGGUGUCUACACAUGUGAUGCAGGGGAAAUCAAUACUAUCUGUUCUGUGGAGGUUUAUGAGCAUGAGCUGACCAUUGUGCGGGAUCUGGAGGAUCUUUACAUUCAGGAGGACCAGAACGCAGUCUUUAUGUGUGAGGUUUCCCGAGAGGAUGUGAGCGGAGAGUGGUAUAAGGACGGCCACAAGAUUCGGCCCACCUGCACCAUCAAGACCCGCACAGAAGGCACCAAACACUUCCUGCUGAUGUGCAGCGUAAAAGCUGAAGAUGCUGGAGAAAUACGCUUUGUGAGCAGAGCUGUUGAAUCUACAGCUUACCUGGAAGUAGAAGAACUUCCGGUGUCCAUCGUCAAACCAUUACGGGACAGAACCGCCUUGGAGAACCACCGAGUCAUCCUGGAAUGCACCGUUUCUUCCCCUCGAUAUAGCGCCACUUGGUACCGGGGCAAGGAAAGGCUCGAGCCCUCAGAUCGGGUAGAAAUCCUGGCAGACGGUUGCUGCCAUAAAUUGGUCAUCCAGCAGGUGGUGCUAAAGGACGAGGGCACAUAUAGCAUUGAAGUUGGCGAGCACACAUCUAGAGCCAAACUCUUGGUGGAAGCUCAGGAGCUGGUGAUGGUGCGAGAGCUGGAGGACGUAGACGUAACGCGAGGCCAACCGGCAUCUUUCCAGUGUGAGGUUUCUGUGGCUGUAAGCAAACCCCCGUUUUGGACGCUGAACGGCGAGGGCCUUCAGCCUGGGCCCUCAGUCCGCCUGGAGAGCCAGGGCACUGUCCACCAGCUGACCCUGAACACCACCAGUCCGGACAUGAGUGGCGUUGUUAAGUUCAAUGUUGGCAAGGCAAGGAGCAGCGCAGUGCUCAGCGUGACGGAAGCUUAAAUGCUCCUAUUUUUUUUUUUACAGUAAUAUUUAUUUCCCUAAACAAAUUGACUAUUACAAUCUAAAUUAAAGCUGCAAGCAGCGAUGGACGGGACCGACUUUUGAGGGCUCAUAAAAUCCAAACCGUAGCAGUAAUUAAAACUCUUUCAUCAACUUUUAAUCAGAAGGGUUCAAUCUCUCUCCUGUGCUGAUUUGAAGCCGACACGACAAACGCGCUCAGAGGAGAUAAUGUUUGAAAAAAGGUGACUGUUUUUACUCAUUUGUUUUGAAGGGGGAAUUGCAAACUUCCUGUAGAUUUUUGCUGGGGGUUGUCAGUGAAUUAAAUAUAGGUAUAAGUGAAACCUACAUAGAGGUUUUUGUUUCAUGUCUCUACGACAUUCCUACUGGGAGUUAGAGGCAGUUUUGUCUGUGUUUUCUUCCUAGGGGGCGCUAGAGCGCAAUUUGGAGUUUGGUUUUUUGAUUAAAUCACAAUUUUCAAGCAUGUUAAGGGGGUCAAAUUACAGCUCAAAGAGGCGGCGGUAUAAUAAUAAAACGCUAGAAAUACAAUAGUCAUCUGUCCCAAAGGGACUCGGUCCCUAAUAAAACAAACUCCAAAAUGCUAAUAUGUUUAUUUCCUGUCAUCUUAUUUAGAAUCAACAUUGCAUACAACAUUGGUUUUAUUUAGCGUGUACGGUGUUACAGUUCAUGUUUAACUUGAAAUGACAUGAAUCGUGAGUACAAUAACAUACAAUAUAUUGCCAAAAAGUAUUCGGCCACCUGCCUGGACCCACAUAUGAACUUGAAGUGCCAUUCCAUUCCUAACCCAUAGGGUUCAAUAUGACGUCGGUGCACCAUUCGCAGCUAUUACGGCUUCCAACUCUUCUGGGAAGGCUGUCCACAAGGCUGCGGAGUGUGUUUAUAGGAAUUUUCCACCAUUCUUCCCAAAGUGCAUUGGAUGUUUGGUCGAGAAGGCCUGGCUCUCAGUCUCUGUUCUAAUUCAUCCCAAAGGGUGUUUUGUCGCAGUGGUCCCCAACCACCGGGGCCGCACAAAAAAAUAAAAUAAAAUAAAACAAAUUAUUAAAUCAACAUAAAAAACACAAUAUAUACAUUGUAUAUAAAUAUGGAUCAAUACACUCUGCAGGGAUACAGUCCGUAAGCACACAUGAUUGUAUUUCUUUAUGGAAAAAAAAUUAAAAAAAAAUUUUUUCAAGCGUCCGCAGCUACAAAAAGGUUGGGGGCCACUGUUCUAUCGGGUUCCGGUCAGGACUCUGUGCAGGCCAGUCAAGUUCAUCCACACCAGACUCUGUCAUCCAUGUCUUUAUGGACCUUGCUUUGUGCACAGUCAUGUUGGAAGAGGAUGUUCCCACAAGGUUGGGAGCGUGGAAUUGUCCAAAAAUGUUUUGGUAUUGUUGCGUUGACCAGCAUUCCUCCAAUGGGGAAUUCAAAUUGCUAGUCUCUCCCAGAUUCUUUUUAUGGCAAUAUGCUGUUGUUUAUAUGCAAUCACCAGGCAGAAGUUGGUAUUUUGUAGUUUAUUCUCAAAGCUUAGAGGACAAACCUGAGACCAACCCAGCACCCAAGCGUUUCCUAGCCCGGUCCAGAUCGGUCUACCAAAACCCCGGAACUCCUGUCUACUUCCUCCUUCUCCUGCCCCCCCCCCCCCACACACCUGCUGUUUAGACUACUCUGAGUUAUCUCUACUCUGACACAUUCCAAUCUAGAAGGCCAACACCUUACUAUGAGACUCAAAAGAAGGAAGAAUACUAGCUAUUCUUUAUAGGACUAUAGGAGUUUAGAAAGAAGUAACACUUAAAUAUGGUUAUGCUUCCAACAGUAUCCUGGAGCAUUCAAACUAAGGGGCCAAGCCCAACUCCUGAGAAACAACCCCACACCAUAAUUCCUCCUCCACCAAAUUUCACACUCUGCACAAUGCAGUCCGAAAUGUACCGUUCUCCUUGGUUCUGAUCAUUUGGAUGGGUGGCCAAAUACUUCUGGCAAUAUAGUGUAGAUGUUUCAAAUAGACUGGGGGAUAUUAUCUCCUGCUCAUUUCCUAAGUUCACUCCCCUACAAAGACAUGAACAUGUUGUACGGAAGGUUUAACUGACACAAAAUAUUACAAAAAAAUUCUGAAAAAUGAAUAAAAAGGUUGUAAAAUAAUUUGUAUUUGAGUUAAUUAGCUAUUUGGUCCGUACCAACCAGCAAUACUUCUGAACGGGGCUGCAGAUUAAUCGAUUAGAACAGCGAUUCUCAAACUGGUACGCAGGCUCCAUCUAGUGCAGGGGUGUCCAAAGUGCGGCCCGGGGGCCAUUUGCGGCCCGCAGGUAAUUUUUUAACGGCCCCA